CAUUUAAAUAUAACAUGUGAACACCGACGAAGCACCUUGUUUCACUACAAUUUCAUCAUCUAAAUGUACACUAACUUUAGAAAAUGGUCUUAAUUUUGAUUACAAAUUACUUAUAAGUGAUUUCGGAAUGUUAUCCAAGAAACUAAUUAGUGCGGCUUUGGUUAAUGCCAAUCGGGUCCGUUACUAUUCUGCUAGCAGUAGUGGAGGAAAACAGCCCGGAUUUGUCUCUAAAUUUAUUGAUAAUAUUAGACAAGAAUUCACAAAGAAUAAGGACAUGAAGGAUAACAUCUCAAAGUUCAGAGAAGAGGCAAAAAAGCUAGAAGAGUCAGAAGCGUUGAAGCAAGCUCGUAGAAAGUUCGAAAUUGUUGAAUCUGAAGCUAGCAAAGGUGGGGACGUAUUUAAGGAGCAGUUGGACGUUGUGAAAGGAAAACUUCAGCAACAAUUAAAGGAUGCCUCUCAGUCAGAAUUAGCCAAAAAAGCGAGUCAGAUGGGUGACAGUUUGGGAAAACAAGCUCAAAAUGUUGCGAGUUCAAUGGCAGACGCUGGUGCCAAGGUAGCAGCGACACAACCGUUUCAAGCUGUUGCAGGGGCUGCUGCUGUAGUCCGGGAUGAAAUAGAAUUAGGUCAAAUAGGGGACAAAAUUUACAAACCACCUGAAAAACUUCGGAAAAGGACACAAUCCUCGGCUGUCUCGAAUGAAGAUAUAACGCCAAACACUGAAGCGAUGGGUAUUGAGCUACAUAAAGAUUCAAAGUUUUACCAGAGUUGGGAAAAAUUCAAAGAUUCUAAUCCGUACGUCAACAAAAUGCUGGACUGGAAGAUAAAAUUUGACGAAAGUGAGAACCCAGUUAUCAAGGCAUCCCGCCUCUUAACUAAUAAGGUGUCAGAGGUUAUGGGUGGUUUAUUUCAAAGAACAGAAUUGUCAGAUACACUGACAGAAAUUAUGACGAUUGACCCAACUUUUGACAAAGAAAAGUUUCUCCUCGCUUGUGAAAGAGAUAUCAUCCCAAAUAUUUUAGAAGCAAUGUGCAGAGGAGAAUUAGACAUUUUAGAAGAUUGGUGUUACGAGGCAGCAUUUGCAGCCAUGUCGUAUCCAUUUAAAACAGCAAGAGAACGAGGUUUAAAAAUAGAGUCAAAAAUUUUAGACAUUUCUCAUGUCGACUUAGCCAUGGGUCGUGUCUUGGAGCAAGGGCCUGUGCUAGUCAUAACAUUCACAGCACAGCAGGUAUCUUGCGUCCGUGACGCAACAGGAAAAGUAGUCGAAGGAGAUCCUCAAAAAGUCCUACGAGUGAAUCACGCUUGGGUAUUGUGCAGGGAUAGAACUGAAGUACAUCCUGGUGCAGCCUGGAGAUUGCUAGAACUUUCUGCGUCUGCUUCAGAACAAUUAAUGUGAGAAUAACAACCUUAAUUAGUUAGUGUUUUAUAUUGUAAAAAUGGCAUGGAAAAACAUGUCUACAACUUGAAACAAUUAUUAUACCAACCUAGUUUCAAAUCCCGUUGAACUGAAUAAAGACAAUUGUUAUAACAAAAUCUA
Messenger RNA from Folsomia candida, 1534 nucleotides. RefSeq names its product mitochondrial import inner membrane translocase subunit TIM44. Gene Ontology annotation, cellular component: mitochondrial inner membrane. The transcript is spliced from 6 exons. Lineage: Eukaryota; Metazoa; Arthropoda; Collembola; Entomobryomorpha; Isotomidae. The coding region runs from base 128 to 1393 and encodes 421 amino acids. The record is from RefSeq and is a predicted model, not a curated record. Gene Ontology annotation, molecular function: protein-folding chaperone binding. Gene Ontology annotation, biological process: protein import into mitochondrial matrix.